CACACACACCCACACACACACACCUGGGGCAGGUGAGGCGCACUCGCCCUCCAGCAAUGUUCCGUCCCGGACACUCGCUGCCCCGGAUCCCGCUUGGGUUAUUCUCCCAGCACAUCUGCCCCGUUUUCCCCGGCCGAGUUGCCUGCUCUCCGCUGUCGAACCUCUUCCUGCCUCCCGCCCCCAUCUUCACCUACGGCUUGCUCCAAAGCUGCGCACCUCCCGACCCCUGCAAGCAGGCGCUGCUGCUGGCCACACAGGCGGCCGGGCUGGCCGGCAUCACCGACUACCCGGAUGAGUCGAAGCCGGUGAAACAGCGACGGGCACGGGCUAACUACAGCAGCUGGCAACUGGAGGAACUGGAGAAAGCGUUCAAGGCAACUCAGUAUCCAGACAUCUUCAUGAGAGAGGCCCUGGCACUCAGGCUGGACCUGAUUGAGGCCAGAGUGCAGGUUUGGUUCCAGAAUCGCAGGGCCAAGAUGAGGAGGCAGUUGAAGGUACAGGACCGUCCCUCAGAGAAGAGCAGAGUCCAAGAGGCCAGCCACAGUCCAGAGGAGGAGAAAUGCGAUCCUCUGAGUAUCAACGUGGACGGUGCCAAGACGGAGAAGGCCACCUUCCCUUGGCCCGUAUCCCACGCACACCAAGGGGAACUCCUGGUCGCUCCCCCUUUCCAAGCAGUGGUCCAGCGAAUCAGAGACAAUUCCAGCCCCAGCCCCAGUCCAGAGGAGAUCCGCAGUUGCAGCAUUGCUACUCUCCGGGCAAAGGCCAGGGAACACGAGGCCGAGAUACACAAUGGAGCUGCAAACUUGCUCCCCGUCUCCAAGUGCUCUUCCCCAGUGACCCUGGAAACCACCGACGAGGCGAACGAUAGUGGGUUGUAACUGAGCAAACGGAACAAUGAAACACCCAGCACUGGUGUUAGUCACUGGUCACACUGUACACAAUUCUCCGACGGGGGAUUGUGCAAUGGAUGGACACAGAGAGACCGUAUAAUGCACAAAAAGUCCAACACCUGCAGAAAAUGUACAAUACAGCAAGGCUCUGUAACAGAAAGUGACUAUAAAACACCAAGGGACUGAGAGGACAUUAGCUCACAAGAGGGCUGCAUAAAACAUAGCGAGAGCAAGAGAUGUCUGUCCCAACUCCACACAACUUGAGUAAUGCACUGGAGUUCCCCAGGGCUGUGUGUGGAUGGCAGAUUUCCUCCUCAACAGGACUUUAAUGAACUACUUGUGGUUUAACUGAACAACUUCAUGACCUCUCCUGCUGAUAUCAGAAGUAGGUACAGCAGAUAUUCAUUGGAAGCGGUGGCUGUAUUCCAUAGAUACGGAACGGCGCUCGUGUUAUGACAGACAAUGAUUUUAUGGAAAGAAUCCAACACAAUGCACGCAGAAGCGCACAUUAGACAAAGAGACUGUGGUGACGUGUUAAAGGCAGGAGCUAAUUUAUGUGGAAAUCAAUCUCAACCUCCCAGCAAACUAAUUCAUUCUGAGGGAACAGCACCAUCUAAUGGACCCUACGUAUCGGCUCCCAGGCCUCCCUGUUGAACUAUUCCUUUCAUGCUUUUAAAAUAGUUUAAAUUGCAAAGCAGGAGGAUGCCAUUCAGCCUAUCAAUGCAGUUUCAGUGAUCUUCACUCUCUCUCUCCCCCCCUUUGUCUGUCUGUCUGUCUGUCUGUCUGUCUGUCUGUCCGUCCCUCUCUCGCAUUGGCCUUCAUGCUCAUACUCAAUAUCUCAUUUCAGACAUGUCUUGAAGGCCCCAAUGGAUGAUUGCCAGAAUCCAUAGACUUUUGGAACGGAGAACUCUUGGUUUCUUAUACAAUAAAGUAUUUUCUGAACU
Leucoraja erinaceus (little skate) is the source of this 1834-nucleotide messenger RNA. Its product is annotated as visual system homeobox 2. Bases 57 to 878 code for a protein of 273 amino acids. Gene Ontology annotation, biological process: regulation of transcription by RNA polymerase II. The transcript has 3 exons. The record is from RefSeq and is a predicted model, not a curated record. Gene Ontology annotation, molecular function: DNA-binding transcription factor activity, RNA polymerase II-specific; RNA polymerase II transcription regulatory region sequence-specific DNA binding. Lineage: Eukaryota; Metazoa; Chordata; Chondrichthyes; Rajiformes; Rajidae.